UCUCCCCACCGCUGCUUCACUUCAAUGGGAUUGACAGAGCGAGCGCUUGCUGAGUCCGCUCCCUGUUCAGGAGACCAGGCAGCCGCACAGUGGGUCAGUCAUCUCCCCCCCACGCCGCCUGCUUUCAGCUCUCCACGUUUCCAGCCUGCGGAUGGAGUGAAGGGGCCAGAUGCCUCUUGUCUCUUCUCCCCAAUGGGACUCCGGAACAAAAUGAAGUAACGGAAUGGAGACGGCAGCCGGACUGGACACCAACAGCAAGGCUGCUGCUGCCUUUGGGGGGAGAGCCCUCAUUCUCUGUGCUGUGCUAUGUUGUACUUGCUACCUGGGACUUGCACAAGUACUGCCUGAAGAUGUGGACAUUCUCCAAAGGCUGGGCCUUAUUGGGAAAAAAGCACAAACACUGGCAUCGCCAUCUUCCAUGACGUUUCGCUCUGUUCCUCAGGGGGUCAUUCCUUUUAAACUGGGCGUCAUUCUCACACCGAGAGCUCGCAUCAAAGCACCUGUAGCAGCUGUUAUCCCUGCCUCCUAUGGCACUAACCUCACCCUCGUCCUGAGCGUGUGCUCCCACCGUGUCAACAAUGCUUUUCUAUUCACCGUCAGGAAUAAGAGAAAGAGACUGCAGCUUGGCAUGCAGUUCAUUCCUGGCAAAAUCAUUGUGUAUGUGGGACACAAACAGUCUGUCUAUUUCGAUUACGAUGUCCACGAUGGCCAGUGGCACGACAUGGCCAUCACCAUCAGAAGUCGAAAGGUUACUCUAUAUACUUCUUGUGGGAAGAAUCGCACUCAUGCAAAUUUGCAUUUCAAGAAAGAGGAUUCUUUGGAUCCAGAAGGUUCCUUUCUUCUGGGGAAGUUGGACCAACACUCGGUGCAGUUCGAAGGAGCUGUCUGUCAAUUUGAUAUUUAUCCCUCCGCUAAGGCAGCUCAUAAUUAUUGCAAAUACAUCAAGAAACAGUGCAGGCAGGCUGAUAUUUACCGGCCGAACCUCCUCCCCCUCCUCCCUCUUUUGCCGCCUUUCCCCAAUUCCUCUGCCCCGUCUCCUUCUCCGUUGACGCUGCGGAAGAGGAGCGGACCGGCGAACAGCUUCAGCGAGAGCGUGGCUUUGCUGGGCCUGGCCCCGACGUCGCCGAAUCUCAGCCCCUGGACCGUCAGGCGGACGGCGUUUGGCGCCACGGCCCCGCCCGCUGUGCUCCCCAUCCAGCAGCAGCAGGCCGCGACCACCAUCCGUCCGAAGCCGCUGAGAUCCACUACCCCCGUCCCGAGCGUUGGGUUCCUCCAGCUGACCCCUCACGCCGAGGCCACGGCGCCCACCCCGGCCAGAUCCACGGGGAAGGGCAGCACGACGUCGGAGAACCAGCAAGGGCUUCCCCGCCGAGCUCCUGCCGGCGCAGCCGCAAAGCAAGACUCCAGAGGGAGGGCCACGCCCACUGGGCACGCGACGGCGACGCCUACUUGGCACGCUAGGGCCACGCCGACUGGGCACGCUAGGGCCACGCCUACUAGGCACGCGACGACCACGCCGACUGGGCACGUGCCAGCACCCCCUCCAACUGCCACCGUGCCGGCCACGCGGAAGACCGAACGCCAAACCGCCAAGACCUGGAGGCCUGCCUCGAAGGAAGCAGUGGGCCGGGAAACUGAGCCAAUACCAGCCACAACGCCAUCGUACCCCAGAGUUACCUAUAGCGUGGUGUCGGUAACGCCUGCUGCCACAGAUGGAUACCAGACCUUUGGGAUGGAAAGCUUUACUGUUGACCCGAUGCUUCAAGGGCUCCCAGGUAUCAAAGGGGACCCAGGCCCAAUGGGUCCCCCAGGACCUCCAGGGUUACCAGGUUCACCUGGAAAACGAGGACCCCGGGGACGCCAAGGACCACAUGGAAACCCAGGUCGCCCUGGUCCCCCUGGCGUGAAGGGAAACAAAGGCGAACCAGGAAUUUCUCCAGGGAAGGCACUCAAUGGACAAAAGGGUGAUGUGGGUCGACCUGGUGCUGUUGGACUCCCAGGGCCUCCUGGUAGAAAGGGGCAGAAAGGUUACCCUGGACCAUCGGGCCAUCCUGGAGACCCAGGGGUGCGUGGACCUAAUGGGAGUCGAGGUGCCAAAGGUUAUCCUGGCAGGCAGGGUUUGCCAGGACCAAUGGGGAAGCAGGGACCGAAAGGCUUUCGGGGCUUCAUAGGCCCACGAGGGUUAAUUGGUCUUCCAGGAGCAGACGGAAAGCAAGGAAUACCAGGAGAAGCAGGGAAGAGGGGCAAGAUGGGUAGGCCGGGAUUUCCAGGAAAUUUUGGAGAGAGGGGAUCACCAGGCAUGGAUGGAAGUCCAGGAGAUUUGGGAGCCCCAGGACCUCCUGGCGUUCGUGGGCUGGUUGGGGAUAUGGGGCGUCUUGGGAAGAUGGGCUUGCCUGGACAGCGAGGACCGAAGGGGCUGAUUGGAAACCGCGGAGAACCAGGACUGAAAGGUGAUAAGGGUGAUGAAGGCAUUCCAGGAAUACCAGGAGAAACGGGUUUCCCUGGCGAUAAGGGCAACCCAGGGAUCCAGGGAAUGCCUGGAAUGAGGGGAAAACCUGGAAUCACUGGUAAAAUUGGUGAAAAAGGUCCAGUUGGAAUACCAGGACCUCCUGGUCUUGAGGGUUUCCCAGGAGACAUCGGGCUUCCAGGGCAAAAUGGUCCAGAAGGCCCCAAGGGAAAACCAGGAGCACGAGGCCUACCUGGGCCACAGGGCCAGCCUGGUCUAGAGGGCGAUGAAGGUCGAAUGGGACCACUGGGUGAUCCAGGCCCUGAGGGACGUCCUGGGAGGCGAGGAUUUCCUGGGAAACCAGGACCCGAUGGCCCAAAGGGUGAACCCGGCGAUACUGGGAAGGUGGGAAAAGUCGGAGAACAGGGACAACCAGGAUUCAUGGGACCCAUUGGCGAACUCGGAAAAGUUGGAGAAAAGGGUGACCGUGGUGAAACGGGUCCUCCAGGGCGUCCAGGAGUUAAAGGGGCAAUGGGACAUCCUGGACCUCCAGGAGAGCUUGGACCUCCAGGACCAAUUGGACCACCUGGUGCCAAAGGAGUUCGAGGAGCACCUGGAAUGAGAGGGACAAAGGGCCGCAGGGGUGCACGAGGUUCUGAUGGUCUGACAGGGGAGCCAGGUCCGAAAGGUAUCAAGGGAUCUGUAGGGAAACCAGGCCGGACUGGACCAGGUGGACAGAGGGGUAAAAGAGGGGAACCAGGAGAAACAGGAGCAACAGGUUUUCCAGGUAUUCCUGGACCUUCUGGUGCUCCAGGCGCUAAAGGAAUCCCGGGAGAGCCAGGACCACCAGGGCCUGAGGGGAUGAUUGGGUUGCUGGGGGAGAUGGGACCAAAGGGGCUUCCUGGCCCAACUGGAGAACCUGGACUCCCAGGUGACCCUGGAGAGAAGGGUGCAAUCGGACUGCCCGGAGCCAGAGGUGAGCCAGGGCUCAUGGGCCAAAGGGGAGAGCCUGGCCUGGUGGGAGAUGAUGGACCAGUUGGAAUCGAUGGACUCAAGGGUGACAAGGGUGACCGAGGGGAAGAAGGAGAUAAAGGAGACAAGGGGCCAGAGGGAUUGAAAGGAAAAGAAGGGCCACCAGGGGUACCAGGAAUGACCGGAGUUCAAGGACCCGAAGGAAAACCAGGGAAACCUGGAGAGAGAGGAAAACCUGGCAGAAAGGGUAGUAAAGGUCACUUGGGACAUCUAGGAGAGACCGGACCUCCAGGAGAUCCAGGACCUGAGGGGACCCAGGGACCAAAGGGAUCCCGAGGCACACGAGGAGCUCUGGGAGCUCCAGGUCGCAUGGGGGCUCAGGGUGAACCAGGAAUCGCAGGCUAUGAGGGACAUAAAGGACCACUGGGACCAAAAGGACCACCGGGCCCGAAAGGUGAAAAGGGUGAACAUGGGGAUGAUGGGAAAGUGGAAGGUCCUCCUGGCCCCCCUGGAGAUAGGGGCCCAAUCGGAGAGCGAGGAGAGAGAGGUGAACCUGGAGAUCCUGGUUAUGUUGGCCAGCGAGGGCUGGAUGGAGAGAGGGGGAAACAAGGUCAGCAAGGUUUACCGGGUAACCCAGGACCUCCAGGUAAACCAGGUGUGAAAGGUUCGAAGGGUCAAGCGGGGCGCAAGGGAAAGACAGGUUCCCAGGGCGUGCAAGGGAGUCCAGGCCCACCGGGUCCUAUCGGGCCACCUGGUUCCAGAGGUGUCAUUGGUCGACAAGGUCACGAGGGUCCUCCAGGACUGGAUGGUGCUCCCGGAAUCACUGGCAAGCCUGGAAUACAGGGAGAACAGGGGGAUGACGGGAAUGUCGGAUUCCUCGGGAAACCCGGAGGCCGUGGUCGUGUUGGUGUCCCAGGAUUACCUGGAUCUCAGGGAUCCCCUGGCUUUAAGGGAGAGAGAGGCUUGCAGGGCCAGGCCGGACCUCCUGGGAUCAAAGGGAUAGAAGGAGGAAUGGGCCUGCCUGGAAAGAGAGGCGAUCCAGGUUCCAAAGGUCAACCGGGGGACCCUGGAGAAUCUGGCUUCCCUGGACUGAUGGGAGUGUUUGGACCAAAGGGUCACCCAGGAGAUGUUGGAUUUACUGGGAUCCAGGGUCCAAAGGGACCUCCAGGAUUAAUGGUAAGCAAUCAGUUAUUGCAGGGACACGCAUCUAGGGAGUGA
Molecule: messenger RNA, 4636 nt
Organism: Chiloscyllium plagiosum (whitespotted bambooshark)
Lineage: Eukaryota; Metazoa; Chordata; Chondrichthyes; Orectolobiformes; Hemiscylliidae
Source: RefSeq, a predicted model, not a curated record